Messenger RNA from Mercenaria mercenaria, 1242 nucleotides. Its product is annotated as 28S ribosomal protein S35, mitochondrial-like. Gene Ontology annotation, cellular component: mitochondrial small ribosomal subunit. The transcript is spliced from 9 exons. NCBI's taxonomy places the organism in Eukaryota, Metazoa, Mollusca, Bivalvia, Venerida, Veneridae. Gene Ontology annotation, molecular function: structural constituent of ribosome. Bases 30 to 1160 code for a protein of 376 amino acids. The record is from RefSeq and is a predicted model, not a curated record. Gene Ontology annotation, biological process: mitochondrial translation.
UUCCCCUCGCACUUCACGAGACUUAAAAGAUGGCUGCGCCCAUGAAAUUAAAUUUAACAUUUUGUUGUUUAAACAAACAAUUUCUGACUUCGGCCUUAUCUAAACAUACAAAACAAUAUGCUAGAUGUUUCAAUAGAAAUGCAGUCACAGAUUCGUCAAAUGAAUUAAAGGAAAACGAUGUUGAUUCCCAAGGAUUCAGACGCUAUAAACUUCGGAAAAAGGGAGGUGAAAGAAGUUUUCAAGAACGCAAGAAAGAUUUUUUCAAACCACCGCCCCUGCCACCGAGAUCAACCAGGAUGCCUGUGGACCAGGACUGGACCAAUGUUUGGCCGGCAGCUCAGUCGUUUAAGUGGUCAGUUGUCCCACUGCCCAUCAGACAGGGAGCACUAAAGAGGAAAUCUGAGGCAAAAGGAGAUGGAUUUCAUCCGGACAAGUACGCUAACACAGAGCUGAUCAAGAUCCCAAACUUUCUCCAUCUUACACCAAGACAUAUCCAGAAACACUGUGAUGCUAUUAAAAAGUUCUGUACACCAUGGCCUGAGGAAUUGAAGACCGAGAAGGAUAUGGAUUUUCAUUUUCCUGUGGAAGUUAUCACUGAGGAUUUUUGCUUUGCAGGACCAUCAGUACGAGAUCCACGUGCAAGAGUGGUAACUAUGAAGUUUAAGAUGAGUGAUUUAGAGAUGGACAAGCAUGCUACAGAGAAGAUGCAGAGGUUAAUAGGCUCAAGAGAUGAUAAAGUUACACUUGUAUCUGACAGAUGUCCAAAAAAGAAACAGAACUAUGACUACUUGCAGUAUUUACUGACAGCUCUUUAUUUUGAAUCUUGGAAAGUGGAGUCCUGGGAAUCAGAGAUGACUGUUGAAGACAUGCUGGAUUAUUCCUGGGACCACAGUCCAAACAAGAAAAGCAUUGUCAGCCUGCUGAAUAUAUACAGAGAAAAAGAUCAGUCCAUUGAUGAUCCUGACAAAGAAAGACAACUCCCCUAUCUUCCUGAAGAGGAGAUAUCAGAAGAUACAGUUAGCUCCCUUGAACCAGUAAAAGACUAUAAAAAUGCAGUGGAAGAUUUAUAUAACACAGGUGAAAAUAUCACAACAAUAAACAGUUACAGAGAUUCUGUGAUAAAACUUCUCAAUGUUCAGAGGAAAUCUCCAAACUUAUAAUGAUGCAUUAAAGUCAGUUGUGUAUGGAGAUAAAGUGGAAAGAAAUGGCACAGUUUCAAUGAAUAAAGUGUUCUUUAAGAUA